AGACCUGAAAUUUCACAACCUGUGUUGCUCAGUUCACUCUCUCCCAUAUUACCAGAGACCAGAGUUUGCCAUUUGCCAAACUGGGUGAAGAAGAACACCACAAACCACACCACUCUUUCCCUCCAACUACUCACUUCAUGUCAUAAACAUGUUAAGUUACCACCGGCCACUGCAUUUUUGUUUUCUCCUCACAUUUUUCUCACUUCACUCUUCCACCUCCUUUUCCCUCUCACCUCUGCAGACACAACUCACUUCAGCAGGAAAUGAGGGAAAAGCUUUGAGUUUUUCUAGGUUGGAGGUAUUUGCUGCUGAACCUUUUGAGAACUCACCACUUCCCUUAGCUGCAGAGAGAACAAGAAGAAAAGAUCCUCUAAACAGCUUCAAUCAGUACUUAAGUGGAUGGAAUAUCAGUGACCACCAUUAUUGGGCUUCAGCGGCAUAUACUGCAGUUCCUGUGUUCAUUAUUGCUGCAAUCUGGUUCUUGGGCUUUGGCUUGUGCUUAUUGGUCCUCCUUGUUUGUUACUUCUGUCGUAAUCGAGAGCCUUACGGUUACUCUCCAACAUGCUACGCUCUUUCCCUGAUUCUCCUCAUAUUGUUCACAUUUCUAGCAAUGAUUGGAUGUGCAAUUCUUUAUAUUGGGCAAGGAAGUUUUCACCACAGCACGACACUGACAUCGCAAUAUGUUGUGCAUCAAGCUGAUUCUGCUGUGGAUAAACUGAAGAAUGUGUCUGAUUAUCUUGCUCAAGCUAAGCAAGUUGGAAUUGAUCGUGUUUUUCUCCCUUCUAAUGUGCAAACUGAUAUUGAUGAAGUAGAAACAAAUAUCAAUACCUCUGCGGGCACAAUUGCGGAUAAGACCAAGGAGAACUCAGACAACAUACAAGAUCUCUUAGAUUCUGUGAGGCUGGCGCUUAUCACAAUAGCUGCAGUUAUGCUAGUCUUGACAUUUCUUGGGUUUUUAUUCUCAAUUUUUGGGAUGCAGAUUCUUGUGUAUAUCUUGGUAUUCGCGGGAUGGUUUCUUGUUACUGGCACCCUUAUAUUGUGUGGCUGCUUCCUUAUUCUCCAUAAUGUAACAGCAGACACUUGUGUAGCCAUGGAUGAGUGGAUUCAGUAUCCUGCUGCAAAUACUGCUCUGGAUGAUAUUCUGCCCUGUGUGGACAAUGCCACUGCACAAGAAACAUUUCUACGAAGCAAAGAAGUAACUUCUGAACUAGUGAAUUUAGUGAACCAGGUUAUAACCAAUGUCUCCAACAUAAAUUUCGCCCCCAAUUUCACGCCACUGUUCUACAAUCAAUCCGGCCCUGUCAUGCCGCUCCUCUGCAAUCCGUUUCAUCCUGACAUGACAGAUAGACUAUGUGACCCUGGUGAAGUGACCCUAAGCAAUGCAACACAGGUGUAUGGCAACUUUGUGUGCCAAGUUUCACCCUCAGAUAUUUGCACAACACAAGGGCGUUUGACACCAACCUUCUAUAAUCAGAUAUCCACAGGAAUAAACGUGGGAAACGCCUUGUAUAGUUAUGCUCCUUCUUUGGUUGAGUUACAAGACUGCACCUUUGUUCGUGAAACUUUCAGUGACAUUUCAAGGGAGCAUUGUCCUGGUCUACGACGUUAUAGUAAAUGGAUCUAUGCUGGAUUGGUGAUGGUUUCCUUUGCUGUGAUGUUCUCCUUGAUCUUCUGGGUUGUGUAUGGAAGAGAACGAAGAUAUCGUCUAUAUACAAAAGAAACAAAAGAGUUAACACCAGUACCAGGACGAGCACCAUCAACUUCACGAGCAUUAGUACUAAAUCCAUGAAGGAGACAAGUAGAAUUAAAUUAAGCGAACUUGUUGAUGUUGUUACUGGAAGUAGGGUGGAUAAUGUGGUAGCUCUUUUCAGUGUUGGGUGUAUAAUGUGGUAGAUUCUUUGUUAUGACACUAGUACAAUUUUUUAAUGGAAUGUCAUUAUUUUGAAAAA
Messenger RNA from Lotus japonicus, 1949 nucleotides. RefSeq lists its product as uncharacterized. NCBI's taxonomy places the organism in Eukaryota, Viridiplantae, Streptophyta, Magnoliopsida, Fabales, Fabaceae. The record is from RefSeq and is a predicted model, not a curated record. The transcript has 9 exons. Bases 149 to 1789 code for a protein of 546 amino acids. Gene Ontology annotation, cellular component: plasma membrane; plasmodesma.